Acinonyx jubatus (cheetah) is the source of this 9440-nucleotide messenger RNA. RefSeq names its product SMAD family member 1 (gene SMAD1). Gene Ontology annotation, molecular function: I-SMAD binding; DNA-binding transcription factor activity, RNA polymerase II-specific; RNA polymerase II cis-regulatory region sequence-specific DNA binding. The record is from RefSeq and is a predicted model, not a curated record. Lineage: Eukaryota; Metazoa; Chordata; Mammalia; Carnivora; Felidae. Gene Ontology annotation, cellular component: heteromeric SMAD protein complex. Bases 6817 to 8214 code for a protein of 465 amino acids. The transcript has 7 exons. Gene Ontology annotation, biological process: anatomical structure morphogenesis; transforming growth factor beta receptor signaling pathway; regulation of transcription by RNA polymerase II.
GCUGGGGAGAGGGCAGAGAGAGAGGGAGAGAGAGAAUCCCAAGCAGGCUCCGUUUUGUCAGCAUAGAGCCCAAUGCGAGUUUCAAUCCCAUGAAAGGUGAGAUCGUGAUGUGAUCCGAAAUCAGGAGUUGGAUGUGUAACCGACUGAGCCACCCAGGCGCCCCUACAAUGGUUACUUUUUAUUAAGGCUGCUUUGGAUUAUCCAUUUAUGGUUCAUACUGAUGUGACUGGUUGACAGUCAGUUGAACUCAAUUUGUAUUUUUAUUGCAUGGUAAGUAACAAAGCCCAGGAUGCAUGCAACAUGUAGUUGUGGCAAGAAAACAGCAUAGAUUGUUGGUUGUUCACCCUGUGUUCUCCUUAGAUAAACAGCCUGAACAUAUUGUGUGGCUCUGACCACCGUCAUCGUUCUCCCAUCUCUCACUGACACACUUCAUAAUUCUAAGCUUGGUCGUGGUGGGAACUGUAUCAUGCCCGUGUUCUUUCUACUGUACUUUUAUGUUGGUGGUAAGGGAUUAAGGAAUUUGUUAAGUUGUGAAUUAAUGAAGACUAACAUUCUCUUAGUAGUUGGAUGUAUAAAGGAGCAGAUUUUGGGUUCUGAAACCUUCUGAGAACUCUACUAGGUGUUUACAUUCUGACUGGUAAGUAAGUCACUGUGGAAAAGUUAAUAGAUAGGACUGGACUGAACAAGUCCGGACUUAAAGUACAUCGCCUAAUUUUGUAGGUUAUGCUUGCCUUUAUCCAAAGCAUUUUUUCCAUGACCUAGUGAGAGAUAUUGCAUUUGUUUCUUUUAGCUGUUAACUGGAGGGAGCUGUUACUGUUCUGGAAGGGGGCUGCUCUUGUUUUAUUCAGUUUCUUCUCUGAGGUAGCCAGGCAAACAUGUAAGUCCAGUCCUGUUUUUGGCAGAUGGAUAACAGGCUGCUGUCAUUGAUUGUCAUGUGGAAGAGAGUCAGUGUUUCAGGGAUUGUGUAAACUUUGAUUUUUAGAAAUCAUUUCAUUCUCCCAAGUAACAGAUUUAUAUGCUGGAAAAGUGACAGGACCAAAUUGCUUUUGAAGAUACUUGAGUAAUACAAAACUUUUUUUGGUAAGAAAUUUAUGCGUUGAAAGGUUUGAAGGAUAUUUGAAUUGCUAAUGGAAAGAGGAUUCAAGGACUAGAAUGAGAAGGUAAAUAAUUUUUUUUAUAAUACGUGUUUUGUAAAAUUGAACUUUUUGAUCAUGUGGCUGAAUUGCUUAAUAAAAAAAAUCAUAUUCCCACCAGAGGUAAGUCAUCUAUUCCAACACUGUACACAGGAAUAGAUUUCUCUUGAAAUCCCACGUCAGUGAUAUUUCCACUCCUUGCAGAAACACUUUUUUUUUUUUUUUUAACAUUCAUUCAUUUUUGAGAGACAGAGAGAGACAGAGCUUAAGUGGGGAAGGGGCAGAGAGAGGGAGACACAGAAUCUGAAACAGGCUCCAGGCUCUGAGCUGUCAGCACAGAGCCCGACGCGGGUCUUGAACUCACAAACUGCGAGAUCCUGACCUGAGCCGAAGUCGGAUGCUCAACCGACUGAGCCACCCAGGCACCCCUGUGCAGAAACACUUUCAGUUAUGUUUUUCUUUAUAAAAAGAUAAUUCUUGCCACCUCUUGUUCAUAAUACUGUCUUAUAGAGCCAUGUGGAAUAAAUGUUACCCUCUUCAGUUUUUACUUAUCUUUAUUAUUGGGGUUUUAAAAUUGAAAACAGUAGUUGGUUAUAAGUAAAAAUGUUCUGAACUCCUCUCCUUCCAGCUCACUCCUAGAGGGAACCACUUGUUCUGUUUUGUUUCUUCCUUCCAGGCCUUUAAAAAUGCACAUAUGUUGUACCUGUACAGUUUUUGUUUUUAUUUGUGUUUUUAAAAUGGAACCAUACUGUGUAUAUUCUGCAACUUUUUUCAAACUGAACGGUUACAGUAUGGCUUUAUUCCCCUGUUAGACAUGAAAGUCUGUCUUUUUUUUUUUUCUUUUUUAACAGUUACAUCAUUGUCGGAUGUACCAUAAUUUAUUUAAUCAUUCCAUUAUUGUUAGACAUCUGGGUUAUUUAGAACAUGAAUGUCUUUGUGUAUGUUCAUCUGAGGAUGUUGCUUCCUUUGUAACGGUCUCAAGGCGUGGCUGUUUUCUCUCAUAACCCUCAUAUCUCAGUGCCUGGAAGUGGGUGCCCUGUUCAUUGCCGUCAGACCAUUCUUCCACCAUCCUCCAUAGAGACACCCAGCUUUGACUAUCAUGUCAGAUUAUACCACUCCCUUCCCUUCCUUGUUAGUGAUUUACUCCCAGUCCCCAUCAUUCCCCCUAAUUCCGAAAAGAGUUCAGCUUCUAGUCGUUAUUCCCUCCCUACUGCUUCUGUGAUCAUUCCUGGACUACUUCUCCAGUAACCUUGGACUCCACCUCAGAGACUCAGUCUCAUAGUUCUAUAAUGUGGGAUUUUGCAUGUCUAAAAAUUAAACUGAUUUCUCCAACCUUAUGGUUAUUUCCUUUACUUUAGCAAUAAAACGUGUUUGUUCAUGGCCAUACCUUUAGAAUAUAUCCAGGAUCUGACUCUUCCGCUACACUGAUCCAAACCUUUGUCCCUCUCAAAACCACAACAACUGCUAUGGCGUCCCAAUCUGUCUCCUAAGUUCUUACUGCUGCCACUACCACUAUGUCGCUGCUCCUGCUUCCUACUUCCAUUCUUUCAGUGGGCCAGCCCAUGGUAAUCCUUUCAAACUCUGGUCACAUCCGUCCCUCCCCCCUCCCCUCCCCCCACCUCAGGCUUCCUGGCUCAGUUCAGAGUGAAGGCUAUGAAGUCCCUAUGGAUUGGCUCCCUUACCUGUCCCAUCUUCUCUCUCACUACUGUCCCUUACCUGGUGGCCUUUGCACUUGCUCUUUACUGUGCUUGCAGUGUGCUUCCCCACUUACCCACAGGGCUCAGCCUUCCACCUUUUUAGGCUUCUGUUCAAAUAUCAUGGGGUGCCUGGGCGGCUCAGUCAGUUGAAUAUCCAGCUCUUAGAUUCAGCUCAGGUUGUGAUCUCCUGGUUCCUCAGUUCGAGCCCUGUGUCGGGCUCUGCACUGAUGGCACAGAGCCUGCUUGGGAUUCUCUAUCUGUCUCUCCCUGCCCCUCCCACAUGCUCUAAAUAAAUAAAUAAAUAAAUAAACUUAAAAAAAUAAAUAUUACCUUCUCAGGGAGGCCUUACCUGACCACUGAAAUGCAGGUCUCAUAAAGGCAUGAGUUUUUAAAAAUCUAGUUUUUGUCUCGUUCAGUGCUGUGUUCUGAGUGCAGUUAUAUAGCCUUCUCUCUCUUUCUUUAUCCCCCUUUCUCUCUCUCCCUUUACACAGUUAGAACUUCAUAGAACUGACACAGCUAGGACAGAAACUCUUUUUUUGUAUAUACAAGGUGUUAAAUUAGGUUCCUUGUUUGUGAAACUUGUGUUAAUAAAAUAUAUUACAUUUUUCAGCAUGUUGUGAUUUUCAGAGCAGUUUUAUGUAUUCAUACUUAACCCAGCGGGAUAGGUGGUAGAAUCAAAGUUUUGUGGAAAAGCAAAUGGAAGCUCAGAGAGGUGUUUUGUUCAGAGGGCACCUCCUGAGUGGGUGCUACCAUUCAAGCCUAGCUCUUUUCUUUCCAAGUGAAGGGCUCUUGUUUUCUCAUUUAGAAGCAGCUUAAGACGACAGAAAAAUUGUAGAGGCUUUAUUUGAAAGUGUGGGAUAUGUGCCCUGAUUUCUUAUUUUGGAUUUGGUCUGCCUUUUGUUUCUAUUUUAAAAGUACACAGAAUAAAUAGUUAACUUUAAAAUUCCUGACAAUGACAGAUCAACAAGUUUUAUUUCUCUCACCUGUGGAGGAAGUGGCCUCCACCCAGUUUUACUGAAUUAGGGGGGAAGUGAUUUUUUCAAGUGAUAAAAAGAAAUAAAAUUCCAUGCUCUUCCCAGAGGAGGAGUUCAACAAUUGAGAGAAUGGCGUGAGACCAUAUGUUGGUUUGUAAAAGGAUAUAACUUGUAAAGAUGUUUCCUUUGAUGCCUGUGAUGAAUAUGGAUGUGUUUCCCUUUUAGAGGGUCCUGAUUAAAUUAUUCAAUUAAGAGCUGAGCAGAAGGUUCUAAAUAUAGGGAAGAAGGUUCAGGCUGUCCUGCCUUGUGUGUGUCAGCUCACCCCUACAGAUGUGUGUUUGUUGUCAUAAACCGCACCUGUGAGAUCAGUGGGGAAGGAGAAAUAUGUUCCAAAAAAAUGAAAUACAGCAGGAUUUUUUUUUUUUAAUAAAAGGGCAGUGUUUUUCCUCCUCUGGUCUAUUCCAUUUUCAUCUGAAUUUGACUUGUGAAUUACUUUUUUUUUUUAACCUGAUUAAUGGACUUUAACACACCUAUUCUGUUUUAGUUAUCUGCUUAAAAUGUAGAUCUACCACUUAUUAGAAUAUGAGAAAGUUACUUGACCUCUGAUUCUUGGGUUUCUCAGUAAAAUUGAGAUACUGAUACAUACCUUGAAGAAUUGCUGCAGGAAUCAAUAAGAUAAUGUUUGUAAACACAACCAAUACAAUGCUUGCAUAAGGUAAUAAUGCAGUUAGAAUAAUUUUGUUCAUUUGUUGGUGGUGAAUCAUUCAUAACUGACCACUUGUGGGAAUUUACCACAAUUGGCAUUUUUUGCAAUCCGUGAAACUGCUCUUCUCUGUUAACGGUGACUCAGAAUAUUUUUUUUUCUAAGAGACAACUGUGUAGAGUUUUUCUUCUUGUCAAUGAAAUGAAAGUUUAAAAUGCCUCCAGUCUUCAGUCUCCUGUGUUCAAGGAGUGAGCACUUGCAGGCCAGAUGACUCUGGUUUUUGAGUUGAGGUGAAUACAGAUGAAAUUUAUCAGUGUGAGGUCAUUAAGACCUGGAUGUCUUGAAAAGUUACUAUGAACCGAAGGACAGUUUUCCAUUACAAGCACAAAUUGGAGAACAGGGAUUCAGUGGGAUUAAAGAAAGCGGUACAACUUCUGGAGGAAGUGGCAAGGAGAUGUACAAAUAAGACAGAUUUGUUUGUGGAAGUUGAGGCUGGUAAGAAAACUCCUAAGUGCCUUCAGUCUACUUAACAAGUAAUCAUCUAAUGAAACAAAACAGAGCUGACACUUGCUAUUCUCUAGGGAGUGUCUGUGACUAAGAAUAAUUGACCGCUUGUCUUAUAAGCAGCCUAGGUUUGUCAGGAUGGAAGGACUUGUGCAUGCAGAGCAGAACCAGAAAGCGUUCUUGUCUUAAAGAAUUUUCCAACACAGUGGAGAUGUAUCGGACAGUGUAUUUGGCACACCUAAAUAUGUAAACCAGAGUGCUGUCCUCUUUAGAGUCUCAUGUAAUUGUGACAUCUAUAAAUUCCUUGCUUCACUUUCAUCCAAGGGAUGCUACUUUUGAAAUUAUCUGGCCGCAGUGUCACAGCUUGCAAUGAACUUACGAGUGGUAAGUGGUAAGCUGCUCUUCAGUCUGUGUGUUACUCCUGUCCUUUUAGAUUCCGGAGUUUCCCACUCGGUUAACACUGGUGACAGACCACAUGGCAGCUCUUGCUUGCGUGUCUCCUAAGUCGCACCUGAGAGACUGGGCUGUUAGCAUCUGUGUUUUAAGGUAGUCGUGAUUGCAUUACUACUAAAAAUAGGUUUUUGAGAGCUCAUCCUCCCUCCCACUGUCACACACCGGUUGCCCGGAUUUGGAAAAUUAAUCUCUGAAAAAAGAUUUUUAAUGAAAAAAUGGCAGCCGUAACUAUUCAGAGUCAUUAAUUAACAUGCUUAGAAAGUUGCGAAGUGUUUGGAAGUAACCAAAACAAGGCUUAAUAAUAAGAGGCUCACUAAGGUGAAAUUUGACUUCUGGAUGUUUGUAAUGGCAGGACUUUGAUGCUUUGAUCUAAGACCAGCAGAAUUCUUCUGUGGUCUCCAGUGGAUCUUCAUGUCACUUUCUUGUGUAGGAAUUUGUUUAAAUACGUUUUCUGAGGAUUCAGUUGAAGUAGAGUUCCUGGCAGCAGAGUAGGUAGUUUAAAAAGUGUUUUCAAACCUGCAAAAGUUGGAGAGAGAUUUUGUUCAUCCUCACUUUCUUUUUGUUCUAGGAUUAUUUUGGUUAGUGUGAGUUUUAUUUAGCUACAUUUGACCCAUUUGAAACUGAACAUCGAGGGCUAACUGCUGUUUUAGAACAGGAAAAAUAAAUCCAGGGGCACCUCACCUGUUUUUUUCUACAGGUCUAAUAGCUCAAAACGAAGUUAGUUCCUAAUGAAGUAGCUGGGGAAAAGAAAUCUUUGUUUGGAACCAGAUCACAGAGCUUUAUAACUUUGAGGUAUUUGUCUGAGACCAAAAUAGAUGGAGAAAACCCAUCUCUGUUUUUAUAUUCAUUGUAAUGACAUUAUACUUGUAUAGCAAAUUUUAACUUGUUUUUUUCCUGGUCUGCCUUAACAGUGGAUAAGGAUGUAUCAUUUUCCUUAAUGAGCAGUAUAAUAUAGUCUUUGUGCUUUUGUUAGGCACUGUUUAGAGUUGAUGCUGCUUAUGGUUGUAUUUUACUUGUUCCAGAGCACUGUCUCUACCUGCGUUCAUAACUUUUUCACAGGUACUGUUCAUAGGAUUGUUUUUCCACCUGGAAAUGUGAGUGUAUGUCCUUCUCCUUCAGUGCUAAGCCAGUAUGCGGAUUGUCUGCUGUUCUACUUUCUUGGGUAACAGGUGCUGACUUUGGAUUACUUUUUAAAGCACUAGGCAUGGUAAUUUCUACUUUUUGGGACCUCAAAACCAAGAAGCUACAGAGAAUCCUAUGUCAAUAAAGUGAAAUCUCUUCCAUUGUGCUUUUUCAUUUGGAGACUCCUGUAUUUCCCCAUACACAAGGAGUGUAGAACUAGUGUGGUCAUUAUGAACGUGACAAGUUUAUUUUCCUUCACAAGUCCAGCUGUGAAGAGACUUCUUGGGUGGAAACAGGGUGAUGAAGAAGAAAAAUGGGCAGAGAAAGCUGUUGAUGCUUUGGUGAAAAAACUGAAGAAAAAGAAAGGUGCCAUGGAGGAACUGGAAAAGGCCUUGAGCUGCCCAGGGCAGCCAAGUAACUGUGUCACCAUCCCCCGCUCUCUGGACGGCAGGCUGCAAGUUUCCCACCGGAAGGGACUGCCUCAUGUCAUUUACUGCCGAGUGUGGCGUUGGCCUGAUCUUCAGAGCCACCAUGAACUAAAACCACUGGAAUGCUGUGAGUUUCCUUUUGGUUCCAAGCAGAAGGAAGUGUGCAUCAAUCCCUACCACUAUAAGCGAGUAGAAAGUCCUGUUCUUCCUCCAGUGCUGGUUCCAAGACACAGUGAAUAUAAUCCUCAGCACAGCCUAUUAGCUCAGUUCCGUAACUUAGGACAAAAUGAGCCUCACAUGCCACUCAACGCAACUUUUCCGGAUUCUUUCCAGCAACCCAAUAGCCAUCCGUUCCCUCACUCCCCCAGCAGCAGCUACCCCAACUCUCCUGGAAGCAGCAGUGGCACCUACCCGCACUCCCCCACCAGCUCAGACCCAGGAAGCCCUUUCCAGAUGCCAGCUGAUACGCCCCCGCCUGCUUACCUGCCUCCUGAAGACCCCAUGACCCAGGAUGGCUCCCAGCCAAUGGACACAAAUAUGAUGGCACCUUCACUGCCCUCAGAAAUCAACAGAGGAGAUGUUCAGGCGGUCGCUUAUGAGGAACCAAAACACUGGUGCUCUAUUGUCUACUAUGAGCUCAAUAAUCGUGUGGGUGAAGCGUUCCAUGCCUCCUCCACAAGUGUGUUGGUGGAUGGUUUCACCGAUCCUUCCAACAAUAAGAACCGUUUCUGCCUUGGGCUGCUCUCCAACGUUAACCGGAAUUCCACUAUUGAAAACACCAGGCGGCAUAUUGGAAAAGGAGUGCAUCUUUACUAUGUGGGAGGGGAAGUGUAUGCCGAGUGCCUCAGCGACAGCAGCAUCUUUGUGCAAAGUCGGAACUGCAACUACCAUCAUGGAUUUCACCCCACUACUGUUUGCAAGAUCCCUAGUGGGUGUAGUUUGAAAAUUUUUAAUAACCAAGAAUUUGCUCAGUUAUUGGCACAGUCUGUGAACCAUGGCUUCGAGACAGUCUAUGAGCUCACUAAAAUGUGUACUAUCCGCAUGAGCUUUGUAAAAGGUUGGGGAGCAGAAUACCACCGCCAGGAUGUUACUAGCACCCCCUGCUGGAUUGAGAUCCACCUGCAUGGCCCCCUCCAGUGGCUGGAUAAAGUUCUUACUCAGAUGGGUUCACCUCACAAUCCUAUUUCAUCUGUGUCUUAAACAGCCUCAGGCUUCUGCCUCUUGAAAACUAUUGAGCCUUGCAUGUACUUGAAGGAUGGAUGAGUCAGACACGAUCAAGAACUGACAAAGGAGCCUUGAUAAUACUUGACCUCUGUGACCAACUGUUGGAUUCAGAAAUUAAAAAAAUAAAAAAAACAAAAACCUUGGUAACAUACUGUCGAUAUCAAGAACCUGUUUAGUUUACAUUGUAACAUUCUAUUGUAAAAUCAACUAAAAUGCAUACUUUUAGCAGGACUUCGUGUAUAGUUAAAGGAGAGAUGGCCAAGCCAGGGACAAAUUAUCUAUUUGGUCCUAAGAGAAAUGGUCCUAAGAGAUUCUUUUGUGUUUGGCACUUUAAGGUCAUCGUUUGGCAGAAGUUUAGCAUUAAUAGUCUUUCUGAAGUGUGUUUUUAUCAGGUUUAGAACCCAUGUUGAGUCUUAUUUUCAUGGGUUUUCAUAAUGUUUUAAAACUAUUUGUUUAGUAAUGGGUUUUGUUUGUUUUUUAAGUAAAGUUUAAUCUGAUGAUAUACAUAGUAAUCUUUCUAAAAUUGUACGCUGACCAUACUGCUGUCAGAAUAAUAUUAGGUAUAUGCUCUUUGCUAAAUAUAUAUGUACAGAAUAUUUGGAAGUUAAGAAUGGAUUAGACUAGUGGACUUAGUAUUUGAGGGGGUGGGGGAGAGGGAAAUGACAACUGCAAAUGUAGAAUAUACUGUAAAAAGUCAGUUUGUGACUUUCAGGAAACAAACUGAUGCCUGAAUUUUGCUGUGUUUCAAUUUUUUAGACAUUUUAUCCUUUUCUUUUUUGGGGGGGGGGGGGCGCCUUCUAUCCCAUCCUCUCCAAAAAGCAGUUGUGCAGCUGGUUAAUUCAUGUAACUGUGAGAGCAAAUGAGUAAUUCCUGCUACUCUGAAAUCGACUGCCUGUAUGUCUCAAUACCAACCGUAUGGAGUGCUUCAAUUUAAUAAGCAGUUUUUUAUGGAGUUUACAGAAACUGGCUUUAAUUUUCAAGUGAAUUGUUCACCAACUGUUAAAUAUUUGGAGGAUUUAAAGAACAUCCCUGUUUAAAUCCAUUUCAAACUUUUAAGGAUUUUUUUUGUACUGUGUUUGGUUUUAUUUUUCUUCUGCUAAUCUUUUAUAUUCACUUAUGCUCUCGUACAUUGAGUACUUUUAUUCCAAAACUAGUGGGUUUUCUCUACUGGAAAUUUUAAAUAAACCUGUCAUUAUUGCUUA